This is a messenger RNA of Molossus molossus (Pallas's mastiff bat), 1212 nucleotides long. RefSeq names its product transgelin 3 (gene TAGLN3). The transcript is spliced from 4 exons. The record is from RefSeq and is a predicted model, not a curated record. Lineage: Eukaryota; Metazoa; Chordata; Mammalia; Chiroptera; Molossidae. Bases 289 to 888 code for a protein of 199 amino acids. Gene Ontology annotation, molecular function: protein binding.
UCAUCGCAUCUGGUUGAUAGGCGGGACCAAGAGGCGGGUUCCAGCACCCCUCCCCACCCCUGGACCCGCAGGGGCUUUAUUCUAGAGUCACUGGCGCGUGGCUGCGCUUUUCUUUCUUGUUUGAAGGUGAAACCCCAGUGGCUUCAUUGGCUCCUUGAUUUAAACCACGCCCGGCUUUCUGCCCGCUUCGCUCCGCGGGGCCGGCGGCCCAGCCACCUCCCCGCCCGUGCGCAGGGAGCCGGCCGCUAUUGUGUGGAUGCCGCGCGUGUCCUCUCUUCUCUCCUAGAGAUGGCUAACAGGGGCCCGAGCUACGGCUUAAGCCGAGAGGUGCAGGAGAAGAUCGAGCAGAAGUACGACGCGGACCUGGAGAACAAGCUGGUGGACUGGAUUAUCCUGCAGUGCGCUGAGGACAUAGAGCACCCGCCCCCCGGCAGGACCCAUUUCCAGCAGUGGUUAAUGGACGGGACGGUCCUAUGCAAGCUGAUAAACAGUUUAUACCCACCUGGACAAGAGCCCAUUGCCAAGAUCUCAGAGUCCAAGAUGGCUUUUAAGCAGAUGGAGCAGAUCUCCCAGUUCCUAAAAGCUGCAGAGAUCUAUGGCGUCAGGACCACUGACAUUUUUCAAACAGUGGAUUUAUGGGAAGGGAAGGACAUGGCGGCUGUGCAGAGGACCCUAAUGGCUCUAGGCAGCGUGGCAGUCACCAAGGAUGAUGGCUGCUACCGGGGAGAGCCCUCCUGGUUUCACAGGAAAGCCCAGCAGAAUCGGAGAGGAUUUUCCGAGGAGCAGCUUCGCCAGGGACAGAACGUGAUCGGCCUACAGAUGGGCAGCAACAAGGGCGCCUCCCAGGCAGGCAUGACGGGGUACGGGACGCCCAGGCAGAUCAUGUAGGACACCGCAUCCCGUCCUUGGUAGAGAGGACAAACGUUCCACACCGCGAUCUCUAUGGCAAAGAAAUAGUUAGUCACCUCCUGACCUUUCUCAAAGCCUCCUGCCCCUGGUUUUUGCAAGUGCUGCAUUUCUGCUGAGAAUCCGCGUUGCCUACUGCUGCCACCUUCUGUUCGUUUAGAACUAUGCAAAGACUCCGCUGCCCCUCCCCCACCCCCUCUGGGCCCUCAAGCCUCCGUUUGUCUGAUUUUAUUUAUUUAUUUAUUUGCCCAAAAUGUCUCUCCUCAACUUAUAGAACACACCAAAUAAACAAAUUAGUCUUGUGUC